Messenger RNA from Caenorhabditis auriculariae, 1394 nucleotides. NCBI's taxonomy places the organism in Eukaryota, Metazoa, Nematoda, Chromadorea, Rhabditida, Rhabditidae. The record is from the annotation of a GenBank genome assembly.
GACCAAUUUAUCAACCAUCUCUGAACAAGUGUUAUCGAUGAGAAAGCACGUUCGAUGGGCACAAAAGUACGGAAUGGUACUGGUCCUUCACAUACGAGGGACCGAAGCCGAGAAGACCGCAUUUAAAGUGCUAGAGGAGGUGAUAUUCCCACAACUUUUUUGUGAUUAUCAAAAAACGAGCGAUUUUUUUAAGGAAUUGAAAGAAGGAGAGGGGUCAAUCACUCUCCACUGGCAUUGUUUCCUCUUUGGAGUGGAAAUUGUCAAAAAAUGGCGUGAGCGUUUCGUAAACGUUUUUUUUGGUAACGCUUGAGUUAACUCUCGCACGAAAGAAGGGAUUUUAUUCUAGGCAUCAAUCCGAAAUGCGCUCACAUACAGAUCGCUAAAGAGGCUAUACGAAGCAUUCCCCCGGGCAAAUUGCUCCCGGAAACGGACAGCCCGUACCUGGUGGCGGAUGAGUUCCGUAGAAAACGCUCAUUCUCUAUCCCUAGCGACGGUGAGUCACAGUAGCCAACUUAUAAAAAGAUUAUAAGUUGAUAAAAAUAGUUUUAAAAUUAUGCAAAAAUGCGCGAUUCUUUAAAAACUAUUUAUAUUUCUCGAAACGACUCUCAACUAAAAUGAAUGGGCAGGGAAUCCUUUUCCGUAAAAGUUUUCCACAAGUUGACGCUCUUUGAGAUUAUAUUGGUAGUACUAGGAUUUGAAAGAAAAAAUGGGAGAAGAGGUGAUAAUCAGAAGAAGCUAGGUCAGGGGGUAUGGUGGGUGGUAAAACAUGCUAUUCCUACGUCUCCAGUUCAGCCUUGGUCGAUCGAGUUAUGUGUAGUCGAGCGUUGUCAUGUUGGAAGUAGAGAACGGCCUGAUUCCCGCGUUUUCGACACCGAGUCUCAACCGCAGUUGGCCAUGUCGGGUUGACGUUGUUGUGCUCACUUUUGGUAGGUCCCAGAACUCCACGCCUCAACCGACCACCAGAUCGACAGCAUGGCCUUUUCGCGUGUGGAUCCGGUUUAACGACGUCUUCUGUCUUUCCAUCUUUGUCUACUCACUGGGGACGGUGGGGAUCAUCUGGAGGACCCACUUUUCAUCUCAGUGAGGUUGUCCAGCCAUCCGUGCGUUCUGUGGAGGGUGAAGAAAAAGCCAUGUCGACUGCAAUCCUCAUGCAGUCGGUCAAUUAGGGGUAUAUCGGCCCAUAUUUUAGAUCUUUCCAUUUUCAUUUCUUUUUAGAUAAUGGUAUGGCUCCCCCAGUGUGGCUCCCAAUUCCCAGGUGGCUACAUAAGGAUCAGCUUCAGUUUGGAUGCGCAGCAGGUCCAGAUCCAACUUGGACGGCCGACCGACCUCUCCCCUUCCGUCAUGGAAGAAGCCCUUUCGAGAACUUGUUGAACCAAAGGCUGAUGGCGCUUUGA